AUGCAGCUCGUACCAGACUCUCUGCCUCUCUCCUCACAACCAGACUCUCAACCACCCACCAGUUCUACCAUGGACCGCCGCCACUACCUUGGUCGUCACGGACAUCGCGCUGAACCCUCCCCAAGGGCUCAAGCCCGUCAUGAUCGUGCGGCCAUGCCUUCAGUUCUUGCCACCUUCAAGAUAAAUUAUCUCGGCCCCGCCUACAACCUGCCCCAACCUUACCUUGACAAAGAGACGCUGCAAACAUUUGGGAUCACCAUCGCGGGCCUGAGCCUAACCUCCGGCAAAGUUACCGAUGGAAGAGCCGCUGUGCUUGAGCCCAUUCCUCACGAACAAAUGGAGAAGUGGAUCACCCAGACGGGCACCAAGACUGUGGACAGUGAUCUAGCCAACUUUGUCCACAAUCCUGACUUUCGCCUCAACCACAAUCACAAAGAGGCAGAUUGUCUUUUCCAUACUCUUCAAUUCUAUCUUAGUGAUAACCUCUUGGGGAUGUUACAUCCCAAUAUUUUGGAUCAUUUCACCCGCUGGGAAAUGUUCCCGAACAGGAAUACCUUUCUUCAGGGCGUUGAGCACAGUGACUGGUAUGUGCAUGGAGUCAUCCUGAGAUAUUGCAAGGAGAAGGAACCUCCUGCUCUCGACCCUCGUUUCCCACACAACGCAUCAUUUGUUUCGGAUCGGAAUCCGCUUAAAGAUGGCAUCUUAUCAAAGAGUGAGCUUGUCGCAAUCCUGGGUUUGGCAUUCGUCUUUGCCAAUGGCGCCCUCGAAAGGGACGACUUACCCUUCAUCAUUCCAGUACGCUCUAUUGUACCCUCCUUUACAUCCAUGCAUGAGCAACCACUAAUCGAGCUCUUCCGUUAG
Messenger RNA from Clonostachys solani, 861 nucleotides. The record is from the annotation of a GenBank genome assembly. NCBI's taxonomy places the organism in Eukaryota, Fungi, Ascomycota, Sordariomycetes, Hypocreales, Bionectriaceae.